This is a messenger RNA of Xyrichtys novacula (pearly razorfish), 6976 nucleotides long. Lineage: Eukaryota; Metazoa; Chordata; Actinopteri; Labriformes; Labridae. The record is from the annotation of a GenBank genome assembly.
GAAAGUGAAACUAAAAAUCGAGCUCCUGUCGCUCGGCGAUAGAGUAACAACAGGAAAACAUGGAGGUAAGUUCACACUCGUACUAAUAAAAAGCUGUAAAAAAUACAGUAGAAGGGAAAGAUUUAACAAUCAGAACUGCUCGUAAAGGUCGACUGUCCUUCAAAAUAAGAGUCAAUCAACACAAAUCCGGUUUAAUCUCAUAUUUGUUCAUAUCGUGUAUGCUUCAAGUCCAUCCGAUAUAAACCUUCCCGCCAUGUCCCACUCCGGGCAGCAGGGUCUCUUGGGUUCACACUGCAUGUUACAAAUAGAUAUAACGUCGUACUUUUGACAUAUGGACCAGAGUGAUGUGAAUUAAACAGUAAGACCCAGCUUUGAGUAGAGAGUUUGAGCCCUGUUUCACCUGAAACCACUUUACAGAGAGUACAUUUCGUCAAUGACUCUGUUUCCGUGAUAGGAUUGGGAUUAUCACCGACAAACAGAAAUCAAAGUUUUGUUUUUAUUAACGGAACAAUAACGAGACAAAACUAGUUUAGGUUGAUAUGUAAAAUCCAUCUCUAUUUCGCCUAUGCACAUCCGAUCUGUCUCCUAUAGGGGAGAAUGGAGUAAGUUGAGUUAGCUAAGUUAAGCCUUACCCCGCUCUUAUGGUCAACUUACCCCAUACACGGGGUAAGUUGACCAUAGGAGACCACUUUUUUUGGCAUACUAUAUUAUCAAGACAGUUAUGUUUACACUGAUUCUGUUGGUUUGCAGGGCUGCACAAAAACCUUGAAAUAUAUGCAGAUACACUAGUUAGAGACAAAACUAUGGCUGUGUCUGAAAUGGAUCCCUAACCCCUAUAUAGGCGACUGUAUGGGGGUUAGUGCCAUUUUGAGGGGUGUCCAAAACCUGAAUGAUCAAAUCCAAUGCCCCAUAUAGGCGACUCAAAAUUUCCCAUAGAGCAUUGCAAAAUGUAGUGACCAUCCGAUGGUCACUCACCGGUGGUGGGCAUCCCGUCAUGCCAUGUAGUGUCUGAAACCUCACUACAUAGUCAGCUAUAUAGUGAAACCCCAUAUAGGGGUUAGGGGUUAGGGGUUAGAGAUUCAUUUCAGACACAGCCAAUGUUUGCCUUGAUGUAGUGAUCUGAUAUAUGAAAAGAUGGCUCAUCUUGCCCCACUCUCCCCUACUUCAAUCAGUGAUUCCAGUAACAGGUUACAGCCAGGCUUAGCUAUCUUAGAGGUGUAGAGUCAAUUUUGUCAUUUAUUAGGGUCACGGGGAAAACAGACCGCUGAAGUCCUGGUUCUGGUUUUGUUGCAGUUCAUCACUGAUGUCUCUCUCAUCAUCAAUGAAGACGGUUUCAAAGACCUAAUUGGACUAAUGAAGAUCCUUAAGUCCUUCAGACCUGAAAGGAAAGGUUCCUGCUACACAGUGACAGGAUCCUUUGAAGAUAUGGAGAACCUUUGGCGCAGAUUGUCAGCAUUCAGGGAUUGUCCCAGUCCUCAAAAAUACAGAUUGACCAAUCAUUACCAGCCAAGUUCCCCCAGAUUUGUGGACGUGUCCCGCUCUGUCAUGGACUACAUGGAGCAAAAAUGUGUGAAACAGCUGACAAGAAUCACAGGGAGCAGCUUCAUUGAAAAACAGCCAGGUGAGUCCAGCAGCUCAGUCCGGGUCAUCUUCAGAACCCAAGACGGAUCUGUCUCCCCAGUUCAUGCCGAUUUCAUCAGACAGAGAUUCAUCACCUUCUACCAGAGGACGGCCUCAGACCUGCAGACCACAUACAUUGAUCCACGUCACCUCAAAGAGCUGGAAAGGCGUUUUCCACAGCUCCUGUUUCAACCCCACCACAUUAAACAUAAGGUGAAAGUGACCGGGAACUUCGUCGAAAUCCAUCAAUUAAAGCAGCUCCUGUCCCGCAACACAACCAGCUCGAGCAGGAGUCCAAAGAACAACAAACAUCCAGCAGAGAGCAGCAGAUCCUCGGGUACCUCCCCUGAGCUCAGCAGAGGACCUGAGGAAAAAGAGGUGUGUCCGAUCUGUAUGGAGCAAAUAAAAACAUCGGAGAGAGAAACACUGAAGUGCAAACACUCGUUCUGCAAAGACUGCCUGAAAACGGCCUUUGAUUAUAAACCUGUGUGUCCAACAUGUGGAGCUGUUUAUGGCGUUCUGACAGGAACUCAGCCUGAAGGAGGAAGAAUGAAAGUCAGUAAAGACACCUCAUCUCUACCUGGGUACGAGAAAUACGGAACAAUUACCAUCAACUAUUACAUCCCAAAUGGCACCCAAAAGGUAAGACCAAAGCUACUAAAGGAAAUCAUGUCACCUUUCUUUGAAUGUUUGAAAAGAAAUAUUUGAAGGAGUUGAAUUUUGAAACAGAGUUGAUCAGAGCUGAUUUGAUCAGCAAGAAGGUUGCAGUCUUUUUUUUAAGUGAGAAUGAAAAUGAAAAAUGUAAAUCGUUCAUUUAAUUUCAGUUAAUUUGGGGAUUUCUUGCCUAAAAAGCACAUUUAAAGAAUUUUUCCAGACUAAGAGAAAUGAAAUCACAAAAGUUGAUAGUUUUGACACAUUACAGACCACCGACUGCAGCCAAACUGUGAUACUUUUGCUUGUUAUAAUUCUGAAUUUUAAGUACUUCUACAGCGUUGAUAUCAAGAACUAAUAAAGUGUAGAAACAACAAAUUCAAUGUUACAGUGAAAACUUUGAUUAAUUAAAAAUACAUGCUUAUUUGCAACUUAAUGCCAGCAACACAUUACCUUAAAGUUCUAACAGGAACAACAAAACACUGAUAAAGAUGUGUCAUGCCAAAAAAUAAUAAAAAAUCACCUGGAGGAAGAUCUCCUAACUCAUGAGGUUAAUUUUCAUCAGGUUAGUAAAAUGACAGGGUUCAAAUUCAGAGGUUCAUCACUCUGUAAGAGCCUGCAUGAGCAAAUAGUUCAGUAAUUUCACAAUAACAUUUCUUUGUGUCAUCUGUCAACAAAUCUGUGAAUUAAAUACUACAACUACUACUACUACUACUACUAAUAAUAAUAAUAAUAAUGAUAACUUUAUUUUUAUAGCACUUUUAAAGACAGAAGUUUACAAAGUGCUUUGACAAAUAAUCAUAAAGCACAUGGAAAAAGACAAAUAAAAACAAAAAGCUCAGUUAAAACAGGAUUGAAGGCCAUUUUCAUGUCAUAGGGAACUCAGACAACACAAGAACCAUGCAACCUAAAAUGAGACCAUCAUCUACAACACAUAGAUGAUACAUAGACAACACAACGAGGAUCAUGGAGAUCUUCAGGCAUUGCAUUGAAAACAAAUGUGACUCUGUAGUGAAAGUCACAGCAUGGACCCAAAAUCAUAUAAAAAAAAGACAUUGUCUGUUAUCAGGUUAAAACUGUUCUGUUCCAGCAAACUAUUUAUGAUGAAAAUUUGGCGUUCUUACUGGAAAUCAUAGACGCCACUUCCUCUAUCUUUAAAAGUGGAAGGACCAACAAGCUUGUUUUCAUCCCACAGUUCAAAAAGCCACCACCCCUCAUGUUACAGAGCUGCAAAAGUGCCCCAGAAGUUUAGAAAGUGUUCUGAGUAAUUUUUGUUUCUUUCUCUGUCUCUCUGGUGUUUGUAGUCGGUGCAUCCUAACCCUGGUCAACCGUAUGAAGGCGUGUACCGCACAGCGUACCUACCAGACAGUACUGAGGGCAGACAGAUAAUGGAGCUCCUGAAGAGAGCCUUUGACCAGAGACUUGUCUUCACUGUAGGUCGAUCCACUACCAGUGGCAGGAACAACACAGUCACAUGGAACGACAUCCACCACAAAACCUCCAGAUAUGGGGGACCCACACAGUAAGAUCCUCACUGUAAAACAUUUACAGACGUGCUUUAGCACUGUGUUCAUUCUGGCAGCUAUUUUAGAUUGAGCCUUGGUCUGAAGAAGAAAUUGUUAAUUGUAAGAGAAACUCGGUUAUGAAACCAAACAAUUGCAUAUAACAAUUUAAACUGUGCAUUUUUAAAUUGUAAUUAUUCAACUUCUACUCUUGAACUCAUGGUGUCUUUGUGUUUGCAGGUACGGAUAUCCAGAUCCAGAUUAUCUGAGCCGAGUCAGAGAUGAACUGAAAGUCAAAGGAAUUGAAUGAGUGACUGUGAGGUUUGAGGUUUGUGAAUACAUGAAGGUCCAAAAUGAAGAAAAUAUCCAAAGAUAUCUCCUCUUUGGCAUAAGGACAAUCCAAAACACCUGGAGACUGUACCUGUAUAUAUGAUGUAUGUUGAUUUGUGCUGACAGGACAAAUCUUGUGUACUCUCUGGUUUUCAGUUUAUCUUUAAUCCUCUGUUAGCUGCUCUUUUAAAAUGAGCUCUGAUUUGGUAACAGAUUUAAGAUUCAAGUUUCUAUAUCAACAGACCUGCAGACUGUCUUGUGUCUCCUUUAAAGCAUGUCACUAGUUUAGAGACUGUUUUCUUGAGUCAGAUAUAAUCACAAACUCUAAACAAAAAAUAUUUGAUGUUAGAAUGACUUUUUUUUGCUUAAUUUUAGACUUAUUUUACUUUUAUUUUUUCGAGUAUUAAAGUUUAGGUAAAACUUCUGAGUGUUGCAGAUGACAAGCCUUUUAGACAGGGUAUUAGUUUAAAGACUUGAUAACACUUCUUUGGCAUGGUGUGUCACGACAAUGCUGACAGACAUUUUUUUCUUGUGUUAUACAAUAUUUUCCAUUAAUUUGUCAUGAAGGUUAAAUGUAUUCAGCUUAACUUAGACAUUUUAUAUUAUGACUUCUGAUAUCUCAUUUGAAGUUUGAUAUAAUACCUGUGUUUCUCUUAGUCUAGUCUAGUACACACAACCACAAUUAUGGUGAAGACAGCUGACUUGACAGAUGUCGAGGAUACAAUCAUUGACACCCUCCCCAAGGAGAAGACAAAGAGGGUUAUUGCUGGAAAGGCUGACUCUCCAUUGAGUGUUGUAUCAAAGCAUGGGGAAAGAGGUGGUAGGACAUCCUCAGGAAAGGGACUACAGCUGUCCGGACACUUCUGAACCACAAACAACAUCUGAAGAGUCUUACCUGUACUACUGAGAAAAAAGAGCUGAACUGUGGCUCAGUGGUUCAAAGUCAAUGGAAAAUAUUCGGAAAUCAAGCUGUGAAGAGUCUGGAGGAAGAUCAGAGCGACACAGAUUCCCAGAUGUUUCAAGUCCAGUGUGAAGUCUCCUCAGUCUGUGAUGAUUUGGGGUGCAAUGUCAUCUGUUGGUCCACUGUGUUUUAUCAAGUCCAAAGUCAACACAACCUAAAGUCUACCAAGAGAUUCUGCUGGCAAGCUUAAUGGAGAUACAGAUUUCCUUUUCCAGCAGCAUUUAGCACCUGCCCACAGUGUCGAAACUAUUCCCAAAUGCUUUACUGGCUGUGAUAUUUCUCAAACUGAUUGGCUGGCCAACUGGCCUGACCUUAUAUCCAAAGACAACCUGAGAUAUUUGUCAAGACCAAAAUAGGCAGACCAGUACACCGCUUUUGAUACAGGUGACCACAAUAUUCUUUUAGAUAGACUCUGUAUUUUUAUUGGCAUCUCUGGCACUGUUUUUAAAUGGUUUGAAUCCUAUCUUAGUGACAGACAAUUUUACAUGAACCCUGGGGAUCGCUCAUCUAAAUGUUUUGACAUGAAGUGUGGUGUUCCCCAAGGUUCCAUUUUAGGCCCUACUCUUUUUAAUCAUUAUAAGUUUCCUUUAGGGACUGUCAUCAGGAGGCACGCCAUCAAUUUCCACAGCUAUGCUGAUGACACACAACUUUAUGUCGUCGUGUCUCCUGAAGACAAAGGGCCACUCGAUGCCCUUUUUAACUGCAUUUUAGACAUUAAAUCAUGGAUGGCAGAGAACUUUUUACAGCUCAACCAGGACAAAACUCGGUUUUACAGAGGACAAGAGAGAGAAACUGGUCAGCAAACUCAAAGCAUUAUCCUAUAAUCCAUAUCAACGGGCUAAAAAUCUAGGUGUUUUAUUUGAUUCACAAGUGAGUUUUGAACCACACAUACGAGAUAUCACCAGAAGGUAUGUUAUCAUUUAUAAAACAUAGCCCAAGUGCGACAGUUUCUCUCUCAAGCCAAUGCAGUGACAUUAAUUCAUGAUUUUAUCACUUGUAGAAUAGACUAUUGUAAUGCCCUCCUUUCUGCUCUCCCCAAAAAGAACAUUCCACACCUGCAAUUAUUCCAAAAUUCAGCUGCACGGAUGCUAACAAGGACCAGAAAGAGAGAAAGAUCACGUUAUACAGAUUUUAAGGUCUCUGUAUUGGCUACCCUCCUCUUUUAGAAUAACUUUUAAGGUUCCUUUACUGGUUUUUAAAGCUCCUAAUGGCUUUGGCCCAACUUAUUUAUUUGAUCUGUUUUUACCUUAUAAGCCAGGUUGAGCCCUUAGGUCUUCAGGCAGUUCUCUGUCAACAAUACCUCAAGUUAAACCGAAGACAUAAAGUGAAGCAUCUUUUUAUCACUACAGCCCCCGUCUAUGGAACAGCAUACCUUAAGACCUGAGGACUGCACCUCAUCUUAAUGAUUUUGAAAGCAAACUCAAAACAUACCUUUUUAGUCUUGCUUUUAACUAAAUUUUAUAUCGUUAACUUUAAGUGUUUUAGCAUUUAUCCCUUCUAGUUUUAAUGACAGGAUCAUCUUUUGUUGAGCCAUUUUGGUGCUCUUAUUUAGUAUCUUUUACUGUUGUUUUUAUUUCAUUUUAUUCAUUAUUUCUCAAAUUUCAUUUUAUGUUACUUUGUUUUUUAGAUUUUAACCUAACUCCAGUGUUUCCUUAUCUUGAAUUUUAAAGCGGCAUUUCCUCAGUGCGCACAUUCCUGUUUAUAUGAAAUCGAGCUUUUUAAGUUCAUGCAUUUUAAUACAUUUCUUCUGUGCUUAGAUUGUGGGGUUGGAAUGAGGGGUUGGGUUGGGGUAGAUUAGGGUUUCCUUUGUUUCUUUCAUUCCUCUGCUGGGUAGAGCACUACAUCGAUUUUGUACGAAAAUUGUUAUACAAAUAAAGACUGAUUGAUUGAUACACUGACGCUGUAAUUCAUG